This is a messenger RNA of Moesziomyces antarcticus, 1119 nucleotides long. Its product is annotated as t-SNARE. Gene Ontology annotation, biological process: vesicle fusion; endoplasmic reticulum to Golgi vesicle-mediated transport; intracellular protein transport. The record is from RefSeq and is a predicted model, not a curated record. Gene Ontology annotation, molecular function: SNARE binding; SNAP receptor activity. Gene Ontology annotation, cellular component: SNARE complex; Golgi membrane; endomembrane system. The transcript has 3 exons. Lineage: Eukaryota; Fungi; Basidiomycota; Ustilaginomycetes; Ustilaginales; Ustilaginaceae. The coding region runs from base 1 to 1119 and encodes 372 amino acids.
AUGUCCUACACACCCACCUCGUACUACGGCCACUCGGUCAAGGACCGCACAUCCGAGUUCCACGGCCUCGUCGAGUCCAUCGCAUCGAGAUCCUCCCAGCCACCAGCAAAACAAAAGCUGCUCAACAAUGCACAGGCGUCCUCAUCAAAGGGCGAAUUCGCUCGCAGAGCCCAGGCGAUCGGCAAAGACAUCGCUUCCACCACAGCCAAGCUGCAACGCCUAGCGCAAUUGGCGCGACGCAAGACGCUCUUCGACGAUCGACCUGUGGAGAUCUCGGAGCUGACGUACAUCAUCAAGCACGACAUUGCAGCGAUCAACAAGCAGCUCGCGGAUCUGCAGGCAUUCAACAAGGCCAACCGCUCCGGCAAGCCCACCGACCGCGCAGAAGAGCACCGCGGCAACGUCGUCACGCUGCUCCAGAGCAAGCUCGCAGGCGCCACCACCUCGUUCCAGGACAUCCUCGAGGUGCGCACCCAGAACAUGAAGGCCUCCAAGGACCGCUCCGAGCAGUUCAUGUACUCCAACUCGGCCGCCGGCAUGCCACCAGCCGAAAACUCAGUUCUUCGUUCGCGCGGCAAACCCAACCUUGCUCCGCCGGGCCCAGAUUCACCGCUGUACAACCCCACACGCACGGCCUCGGCCAUGGCGCACCGCGCGGCACCCUCACCGCUCAACCCGGCGCUGCAGCACUCGGCCUCCUCGGACGGCUACGAUCCCAAGGGCAAGUCGAAGGUGGCUCCCGGAUCGGACGGCGACUUUCUGGCGCUCGACAUGGGCAACGGCACGAACGCGGCGGGCGGCGAGCAGUUUAUGCAGAUGCAGCUCAUGGACAACCAGCAGAACAGCUACAUGCAGCAGCGCAGCACCGCCAUCGAGUCGAUCGAGUCUACCAUCAGCGAGCUCGGCCAGAUCUUUUCGCAGCUCGCCCACAUGGUGGCCGAGCAGCGCGAAACGGUGCAGCGCAUCGAUGACAACGUCAUGGACGUCGUCGACAACGUAGGCGGUGCACAGCGCGAACUGCUCAGGUACUAUGCGUCGGUGUCGAGCAAUCGCUGGCUCAUGCUCAAGAUCUUUGGUGUGCUCAUCGUGUUUUUCCUCCUAUUCAUCUUGGUGUCCUAG